Messenger RNA from Alternaria viburni, 1137 nucleotides. RefSeq lists its product as uncharacterized. Gene Ontology annotation, molecular function: chitinase activity; chitin binding. The coding region runs from base 1 to 1137 and encodes 378 amino acids. Gene Ontology annotation, cellular component: extracellular region. Gene Ontology annotation, biological process: chitin catabolic process; carbohydrate metabolic process. NCBI's taxonomy places the organism in Eukaryota, Fungi, Ascomycota, Dothideomycetes, Pleosporales, Pleosporaceae. The transcript has 2 exons. The record is from RefSeq and is a predicted model, not a curated record.
AUGCCUAUUAGGCAGCAUGAUGUGGUACCGGAGAAAAUUCAGGUGUCAAACAUUACUGAUGUAGCUCUUGCCUUUAUGCGUUCCGACACGUUCAACACUCCAGACCAAGAUGAGUGGCCCCUCUUCACUACCAUUGAAGAAGUCCGGCCCAAGUUUGCGGAUGGAACGAUCGUCCAAGUCGCAAUUGGCGGAUGGGGCGAUACGAAUGGCUUCUCGACAGCGGCUAGAACAGAGGAAAGCCGGAAGCUGUUCGCUAGCAACGUCAAGGCUAUGCUCGAUGCUACCGGCGCUGAUGAGAAGAAGCUGACCUCACAAGGUAUCGAUAUGGAUUGGGAAUACCCAGGCGGCAACGGCGAAGACUACAAAACACCUGGCCAUCUCAACUCCAAUAAAGCUUGGGAGAUAUUUGCUUACCCCAAGCUACUAGCAGAAAUCCGUUCGGCAGUAGGGCCUGAGAAGACUAUCUCAGCAGCCGUCCCUGGUCUACCACGCGACAUGCUGGCUUUCACCCCUUCCACCAUUCCCGCCAUCAUGGAGUCAGUCGACUACCUGAACAUUAUGACAUACGACAUGUUCAACCGUCGCGACAACGUAACAAAGCAUCAUACCGGUAUCCAGAACUCGUUUGAAGCCAUCGAUGCAUACCUCGACGCCGGCGUACCGCCUGAGAAGGCGAACUUGGGACUGGCAUUCUACAUCAAAUGGUACAAGACCGCCGCGAAUGCGACAUGCAGUGUCAACCCCAUCGGCUGUGCGACAGAACUUAUGGAAGAUCCCACCACCGGUGCUGACCUAGGCAAAGCCGGCGCAUUCUCAUGGCACGACGCCGUUCCUGAAGAAGUUUCCGCAUCGUACGAGCGUGCGAUGGAGAAUGGUAUGUAUGACGAGGUGGGUGGUGGACAGUACUACUGGGAUGCCGAAGAGAACUUAUUCUGGACCUGGGAUACGCCUGAGGCUAUUAAGCGCAAGGUGCAGAUCGUCAUGAAGGAUAAGGGGCUUGGUGGUGUGUUUGCAUGGGGAUUGGGAGAAGAUGCACCAAAGUUCGAGCAUUUGAAGGCAAGUAAUGAGGCGGUGGCGGCAUUGGACGGAUGCAAGAAAGGGCGUAGAGAGACGUCUGGUGAGAGGAGUGAGCUGUAG